CUAGUUUGAUUCAAAAAAGUCAAACUGGACUAAUAACUGAGACGGAAAAGUUUAUUUUAUCAAAUAAUUAAUUAAAAUUCACAAAUAAAUGAAAAAGUUCUCGUGAUCUUUAAAUUCUGAAUUAUGAAAAUCUUUUUGGGCAUAAUUUUGAGAAAAUUUAAAUGCAAGGGGGAGCAUGUGGCUACGGGGACUUGUACAAGACAGGUUACGGUACAAGCAUUGCAGCACUGAGUACCACUCUUUUCAACGACGGCUUAGCUUGCGGCUCAUGUUACGAGCUCCGGUGCACCGGCCGGAACUGCGUGCCGCCGGGCGGCAUCACCGUCACCGCCACCGACCUCUGCCCGCCGAACCCGAGCCUGCCCAACGAUGACGGCGGCUGGUGCAACCCUCCACGGCCACACUUCGACCUGUCCCAGCCCGCCUACUUGCAAAUCGCCAUUUAUAAGGCCGGAAUUGUCCCUGUAAUUUACCGCAGGGUACCAUGCAAGAAAAAGGGCGGAAUGAAAUUCACGAUGAAGGGGCACAUGUACUUUAACUUAGUGUUAGUGAGUAACGUUGGAGGGUCAGGAGACGUCCGCGCACUAAAAAUCAAGAGGUCGAAAACAGGGUGGCUACAAAUGUCAAGAAAUUGGGGGCAAAAUUGGCAAAGUGAUGUGGUCUUGAUUGGGCAAAGCCUUUCAUUUGAGGUCACAAUAGGUGAUGGAAGUACACUUAUAAACAAGGAUGUUGUGCCUUCUAAUUGGCAAUUUGGACAAACUUUUGAAGGGUCUCAAUUUUGAUAUCAAACACUACCGUGUAUUAUAAAAAAAAAGAAGAAUAAGCAAAAAUGAAUGAUGUAUCUAAAUACAUAAGACUGAAAUAAAAAUAUAAUCAAUAUUACAAUACAACUCCUUGUAUUUUUAUUUCUUAAAUAAAAGGCGUUAAAAUUAUAAACGCUUGUAAUUUCG
Molecule: messenger RNA, 950 nt
Organism: Cuscuta campestris
Lineage: Eukaryota; Viridiplantae; Streptophyta; Magnoliopsida; Solanales; Convolvulaceae
Source: the annotation of a GenBank genome assembly